This is a messenger RNA of Pristis pectinata (smalltooth sawfish), 10073 nucleotides long. RefSeq names its product mastermind-like transcriptional coactivator 1 (gene maml1). Gene Ontology annotation, cellular component: nucleoplasm; nuclear speck. Gene Ontology annotation, molecular function: transcription coactivator activity. The record is from RefSeq and is a predicted model, not a curated record. NCBI's taxonomy places the organism in Eukaryota, Metazoa, Chordata, Chondrichthyes, Rhinopristiformes, Pristidae. Gene Ontology annotation, biological process: positive regulation of transcription of Notch receptor target; Notch signaling pathway. The coding region runs from base 328 to 3393 and encodes 1021 amino acids. The transcript has 5 exons.
GUGAUUGGUGGACACGGGCCAGCUCUUUAAUCCGACUGAUCAACGGCUAAGCUGCAACGCCCACCUUCCUCCCCGCGAUUGGUCCGAAAGCACGUCAAUCAGAGAGCGAGCCCGCCGCGAUAGGCCGGCACGCCUGCCCAUCAGCAGCGUCGGCGGCCGUCCGUCGAGAUGAUGGUCGGAGGACAGAGAAAAAAAAUGGAGAGGAGUCCGAGCGGAGAGUUGGCUCGUUGACGGGCGCGGCGGCUGGUUUGUGACGGGGCUCGGUGGAUGCGCGGCGGCGCCGGCUCCUCCUCCUCCUCCCUCCGGGCUGCCUGAGGGGGAGAGGCCAUGGCCGAGUUCGUGCUGCCGCGGCACAGCGCCGUGGUGGAGCGGCUGCGCAAGCGGAUCGAGCUGUGCCGCCGCCACCACUCGGCCUGCGAGUCGCGCUACGAGCGGGCCUCGGCCGAGCGCCUGGAGCUGGAGCGGCAGCACAGCCUGGCGCUGCACCAGCGCUGCCUGCAGACCAAGAGCAAGCGGGCGGCCAAGCAGCGGCCGCCGGCCUCGGCCCCGGCUCCCGCCCCGGCCCCGGCCCCGGCUCCGGCCCCGGCUCCGGCCCCGCCGCAGCCCGCCUUCAGCAGCAGCAGCAGCACCUCCUCCGGCGCCGACACUCCCCACCAGCCCGGAGCUGCGGCCGCCGACCAGAGCCGGACCAGCACCCUGCAGGCGCUUCAUGAGCGGGUGAAAAGAAAAUUAAAGGCUGAUGGUUCACCUUUGAAUGGAGAUCAGCAGAAUGGAUUUAUAGAUGGGAACUAUUCGGGGACCAAGAAGCUCCGACUGAAUGGGGAAGAUGCAUCAGGACUACUAGUGGUUAACGGAUCAUCUAAUGGUAUACCACCAAUGUCUCCACGCCACCAAAGGGACAAAAGAUCUGCCCUUGGGGAUGGGGCCCAAGGCAAUAGUAAUCAUCCUCUAGGCUUGGACAACUUGAAGAAGGAAUGUCUUCCAGAUUCCAAUGUACAGAUGAAUGGGAACUGUGACAGUGUUGAUGGUUUCACUCUUAUUAAAGAGCUUAAGCAAGAACCUGCACUGGAUUUGGCUUGUGUGAACCCAUCAGGCACCUCUCUCUCCCAGAACAACAUGUUCCCAGAUAUUAAUUUGAAUGAACAAGAAUGGCAGGAAUUGUUUGAUGAAUUGAAUCGUUCUGUGCCAGAUCAAGAUAUACAGGAUCUUUUCAAUGAGGAUUUUGAAGAGAAGAAAGACAUUGAACCUACUAGUUCUGAUCAAACCUCUUUAUCAGACAACAUCAUUAUAAAAACUGAGUUUUCUCCUUCCUCAUUUGAGCACGAACAAACGGAAUCUCCACAAGCUAGACCUUCUCCAUCAGGACCUUCAUUUUCAAGUGUGUCUUUGGCAUCUGUAAAUACUGCCCCGUCAGUGUCCCAGGCAGUGCCACAAGCUACAGGCCCUACUCCAGUUUGCACAAGGCCUGUAUCUAGUGUUCUCCUGCCUGGGAACCCAGGGCUGUCUGUGGAGCGGUCUCACGCACAGCAGCUUCAGCAGAUGGCUGCUAACCAGAAGCAGAGAGCACAGCUCAUGCAAAAGCAGCAGGUGCAACACUCCUCACCCAAUCAGGUACAGAACUGGUCAGCAGCACCCACUCAAAGUCCUCUAGGGGGGACCUUCAACCUUGAUAAGCCCAGCAGCCCUUCAUUAUACCAACAAGACUUUAAUCAGAAACUUUCAAUGGCCAGCAUGCCACCAAAGAACUCCACAAAAACUGGUGGUAACUACCUGCAGCCAAAUCGUGUGGGAAUGCUGAACCAGCCACCUAACACUUUGGGUCAAAACUCCACAAGCAGCCAGGCUCCGUUACUGAACUACGCUAACACUAAACGGUUGACUCAUUUUGAAAUGCCUGAUGGUCAGAGGGCUGUGGCACCGAACCAGAACAAAACUGCAAUGUUCGCAUAUAUGCAGCAGCAGCUUUCCCACCUCGGCGACGAGCAGAAGCGAAUGCUGGUGAUGAAACAGAAGGAGCUUCCUCAGGGUGGCAUGACAUACAGACCCCAUCUGCAGCACAGUCAGGAUCAAAAUCCUGGAAAUGUCACCAGGGCGCAAAACACUGUCCAGGGAUCGGGUGCAGGAACUCAGCCUCCCCCAGUUUCCAUUGCUGGCAACCAUGGAAAUGCUGGUUAUCUUAAUGGUCAACAGCAGGCUGUGGCCAUGAAACAGCAGCAGAUGCUGUUGGAUCAGCAGAAGCAACGAGAGCAGCACCUGCAGCUGAUGGAGCAACAGAAGCAGCAGUACCUGCAGAGACAGCAGCAACUGCUGGCAGAGAGGGAGAAGCAGAGAAAACAUCAGGAACAACAGUUACAGAGGCAUCUCACCAGACCUCCACCUCAAUACCAAGAUCAGCAGCAAAAUCCUUACCAUGUGGAGCAGGUCAGCCAGUUUCAGGGUUCCCCGCAAGUUCUUCCAGCGGUUGGAAAUCUGGCCACAGCAAAUACAAGCAGCUCUCGGCUGUUCCCUCAGAAUCAAAACAUGAUCCAAAUUGCACCAAGCCAGAGUUCGGUCUCCUCCAGUAGCUCUGCUGCUGGCCAAUCAGAGCUGGGAGUGACUCAGUACAGUAAUAUGCACAACGUCCAACAGGGAAUGUACAACGUAGGGUCAAAUCUGAACCAAAUGCUUUCACAUUCUGCACAGGACACGAUUACAAAUGGGCAGCAUGCAAAUUCAUUGCAGAGACAACCUAGUAGGACUCGAGGCACUCCUAUACUAACGGGGUACAGUCAGAAUCACCUCAACAACUCAAACCUUGCACAACAGCAGCAUAACAAAGGGCCUGUGAGCCAGGCUGUAUCAAAGACCCCCUUGCAGAGGUUACCAGGCGCUGUGGCAACCCAGAAUUCAUCGUGGCAGCAUCAAGCUUUGCCAAACGUGAAUAACCAAAACCAAGCAAACAGUAACCUCGUAGCAUUCAGCAGUACCUCAACUUUCCACGUAAGGCCAUCUCACCCCAAAAUAUCCAGCCAACAGUUUGUGCAGGGAAUGCCACAAGCAAGCCUCACACCAGCCAGGCCAAUGGGAACCAUCAACUCUACUGUUGGUGGGCAAAUGAUGCCUACAUUAGGUGGACCUCUGUCACAGACAAACCCACCCUCCCAGACCGUUUCAGACAUGGCGAACUUCGGUUCUGGCCAACAAAUGGCUGCAAGGAGCAACCUCCACUGCAAUCAACCUUACCAGGUAAGAAGCUCCAAUCAGGAACUACCUUUUAACUACGGUAACCAGUCUGGAGGUGGCACACUUCAGGGAUUACCUGGCGACACAGAUCUGAUGGACUCUUUGCUGAAAAACAGGACUACAGAGGAAUGGAUAAUCGAUCUGGAUGAGUUUCUGGGAUCUCACCAUUGAAGGGCAGCUGUUGCCAUUUUAUGAAAUCAGUGGGAAAAGUGUAAUUAUGGAUUUUUUUUUAUAUACCAGUUUGGGACCAAAAAUAACUAUCAAAUCUGUGUGGCACAUGGCAGGUGAAAAUGUGUGGUUGGGAAGAGUUUAUGGCCAAUUUUAAUAAUUGCCAUCUUACUGGCAAAUCACAAGUUACAGUAGUUUGCUAUUUAAAAAAUGUAUAAAAUCUAGGUUAUUUAACACCAAGUUCCUUUGAUCCAUUGCUGGUCAAGGAGUCAGUACCAGAUCACUUCAGUCUUUCCCUCGUCCGUCAGCUCACAACACUGAUCAAGUCAUGAAAGGGGAGAAUGUUGCAAAUCGUAGUUGGAUAGUCAGUAUUUAUUGAAAGUAGCCGACUGGUUUGAACACAAUGAAGAAUAUACAUUUAAAACUAGCUUAAUCCUGGUCAGUAGUUCAUUUUAGACAUGCUAUUUCUACCACAGGUUUUAUUUUUCUUGUCAGAGCAUAGUCAGUACUUUAUUCUUCUUUUAUCACCUUUUACUCUGGCGUGCACCACCCUCGUAUUCCAGCUACAUGUUACAAGACCAAAAAUGGUAUUCUGUAAAGUCAUUAGUUGUCACAUUUUGAAGGGCUGGACCUCUUCACAUCUUGCUAAUCAUCCUGGUCUUUGAAUUUUGCUGUUUUUGUUUGCCUGGUCUUGUCUUUGUUUUAAAUUGCUGUUACUUCCUACUAUUACUUUUUGCUUCCUGUAAAGUAGUAAUAUAUUGCCUAGCUGUUUAUUUUGAGGGGAGCAGGUUUUUCCUUUUGCACAACUUAGUUCCUUGUACUUUGCAGUCACAUUCGUGGAUUCUUAGAAAUUUUAUGAUACAGGGAGGCUGUUCAGCACAUCAUGCCAGUCCUGGUUGAGGGAAAGUUACCCAGCCAUAUCCCAACUUCCAGCAGCAGAGGUGUAACACCUGCAGACCUCCCCUCUUCAAGUACACGCCCAAUAUUAUCUUAAAUGUGAUGAGGAUUUCUGCCUCUACCACCCCCUUUAGGAUUCCAAACCCCAACUAGGGAAAAUUUCACUCUCUUCUAAUCCUGCCAAUUAAAUUGUUUUUGACCCCUCUCUACCAGGGGAAUGGGGGGCCUUUUUACUCUUUUGAAAGCCCCUCAAUUUCAUACACAAUCACAUACUUUAAAACAGAAAUGAAAGGAGAUAUGGCCUUAGCUUAUCCAGACUUUCUUGACCGUUAAAAAUUUCCUCUACACGGCCUAAUAUCCUCUCUUGUGUAUACCCCCUAUUGUAUAGCUCCUUGCUCUGUUGCAGCUUCCCAGAUACAUUACCCUGUGUCUCUAGAUUAACUUCCAUUUUCUUGCCCAGUGGACCAGACCAUUUCUAUCUUCCUGCACUCUAAAGCCACCUUUCUCACUAUCACCCCACUUGGGCAAUUUUUGUGCCAUCUGCAGAUUUCUUUAACACACUCCCUCUAUUGUGGUCAGAUUAUUUUUUUUACUAAAAGCAAGGACUGUUCACUGAGCUCUACUGGUGUCAGCAUUCCAGUCACAAAAACGUCUGUCAACCAUUGCCCUAUACUUCCUGACAUUGAGUGAAUUUUUGGAAGGAAGGAAGGUGCUUUUCAUCUGUUGACGAAAUUAAAAAUGAAUUCUUGAUGUGGGUGUUGUUGGCAAGGGUGGCAUUUAUUGGCCAUCACUGUUUUCCCCUCGAGGGUCUUGCCGGGUUUUGAAAAGGCAUUUAAAAGUUGCCACGUGACCCUGGGCCAGCUGAGGUUGCAAGAUUUCUUUCCUGUAUUAACAACAAUCAUGCUUCAAAACAAAAACCACUCUGGGACGUCCUGAGGUUGUAAAAGCUGCUAUGUAAAUGCAAGCAUAUAUUUUUUUUCCUAAAGGGCAAUUAUGACAAUCUGAAAGCUUUGUUGCUUUUUUUUUUAACCAGAUUUUAAAUUCAUCUCUAAUCCCCUUUACUGAAGGAAACUUCAUUCUCCCCCUCGCUGAAUUUUGAACAGAUGUCUUCUGGAUUAUAAACCCAGUAAGGUGGAACCACUGCACUACCAUAGCCCAUAUUAAAUAAUUGGUGCCCACCAGCAGAAAGGCUGGUGGCAUAAUCGCAUGCAAAACUAGUGUCCACUUCUGUAUUGAGCAAUGUGUUGCACUUUACUACUUUGUCUUGUUUCUCCUCCACCCGUGGGAGGAAGGUGAGGAGAGAGCAGCUUGUCAAGUAGUCUGUAUUUAUGGGAUUCGGGUCCUCUUGUCCUUUAAAUUCAUUGAAACAUUUCAGAAUCAGACUUGGCUCAAACUUUAUUUUUUCCCCAACUUGCAACUACUUAUAAUUGCACUAUGCAUCCAGCCCUUAUUUCAAGGUUGUUUUCUUUUUGUCAGGGCAGGACUGAUGAGUUUCAUACCAUAGUCCACAUCAGGCCUCGCCUUUGUCCAGUGUGCUAUCCCUCCUGAUGGAGGUGUGCAUCAUCACAUCGAUGCAAAGUUAUAUCCAACAUUUAAGGGGACAGAAUUUGUCCUUUACACUUACCUGUUGCUGACCAUGGAUUAUCCAGGUAUAACAGCCAGAUAAAGAAUGCAAGUCAGUCAUUCGUUAUCCCAACCAUCCAUUUCCCUGAUUCAUGGUUGAAAUGUUCUAUGGCAAAUACACUGCCCUCCAAUCAUGGUGCUUGCAGUAUCUUAAUGUUUGAGUUAGUUAAAUUGUGUGUAUAUAAAUGUUUACAUUUUUUAUAAAAUUGAUAAAAGUAUUUAGGUCUUUGUCUGUAAUAUAUUUUUACAUUUUAGAGUUUUUUAAAAAAAAAGCAUUUCUUGCUAUGAUUUUUGUAAGUCUUGAUUCUGCACUUGAUUAUAUUGACUUGCUCUGCCUAACCACUUUGUAUUGGGCUAUAAUGUCAGAUUUUAAAACCACACCAUAAACUUUUUUAAAAAAAAACAAUGUAGUUUCUGGCAAAAAAAACAAUGGCUAAACCUUGUUUGAAAGUCACUCCUAACCCCACCCUCCCCCAAAGACUUCUGCAUUUUAAAAUUAAUUUGAGAUGUGUCCGAGUAUUGUUGCUUAAGGAAUACUGUAGUAUAGUUAAGGUUAUCAAACUGUUCGGGCGAAAUGGCAUUUAUUUAUUCCUAAGAAACGUGUAUUUUGUUUGGAGUGAUCCUUUGCUACCAAUCCACAUGUCUUCCAGAAAUUGAUCCAGUUACUGUGUCAGUCUGUCAUCCAGUCAGACACCUUCCUCCCCAGUAACUAACUUAAUUUCUCCAGUUUUAAUCCUGCUGUGCCACAGAGUGUAAACUUGUGAUCAGAGCGCUUUGAGUAUUUUGUAUUCAAAGCCAUUUCUUUUAACAGUAUCACCAUAUUUAAGCGGAGGAUUAUAUUGCUUUUUCUUUUACCUUUUUAUAAAUGUAAUUCAGGUAAAAUCUGUAUGUGUAGUUUAAACACAGCUGUAUAACUUUGAGUGUACAGGCUGUAUAUGGUGCCUGUUUCUUUUGUCCCAUAUAUAUAUAUUUUUAAAUGUUUUUAAUGUUAAAUUAUUUAAAAUUGUGACAAAGGAGGUGGCAUAAAUGUUUUUUUGAGUUUAACAACGUAAUUCAGAAUGAGGGUGUCGUUAUAUAGCAUUUGGCAUCACGUGGAGUUUAAUGUAGAUUCUGAUAUCCCACAUCAGCUGCCUAGAAUUCACUUGAAUUUGUGGCUGACUAUGCAGUUAUCUAUUCGCACACUGCAUUUGCUGUCUGUUUCUUUUCCUCCCUGCUGGCUCCUGGGCAACAGUGAAUUACUUACUAAAAAUGCAUUAUAAUUACUGAAAAUUAAUUGUUGUUUGCUGAUGUUUAAGCCACUAAAUUAGAAAAUUGGAACCUAGAGAGGUUAAUGCAGAGUCUGGUGUUGGUGCCUAAAUAGAAUUUUUAACUGCCUGGAUAUUGUUUGCAUCUGGAUUCCUUCACAUGAAUUUCUGUUCAAUGUUGUUCAGACUUUUCUCCUCAUUUUUGUACAAAGUGAGCCUGUUUACUAAUAUAGAUUUAUCAUACACUGUUUAAUUUUUUUUAGAAGGGGAACUGUGUCUUUAAAAUUCUCCAGGGCCGUCCUGUACAACAGUAACUUUUAAUAAAGCUUAGAAUAAUCUAUGUAGAGGAGUUCCACUCUCCAAUAGUUCAGUUUAAAACCACCCACAGUUCAUCCGGCCCUCCAUCUGCUGCCUGUACAGUCUCCAACAUGCUGUAUUCUAGCUCUUUCACCUCUGAUGGUAGUGAGGAGAUGUUAUGAAACAGCUGGUUAUCCCAUCUGCCCAUCCUUGGAAGGGAAGGACCAAUUAAAAUACAAGUGUUAGCCCUCCACUUGGUUAGUCUGUAUGAUUUGAAAUCGCUGAGUAAGGCCAUGAACUUAGAUACCAAUUUUAACUAAUCCUGUCUGUCUGCACAUGGUCCAUAUCCCUCUAUCCCCCUGCCUGUUCAUGUGUCUAAAUGCCUCUUAAACAUUUACUAUUGUAUCUGCCUCCACCACCACCCUUAGCAGCACCUUCCAGGUACCUACCACUCUUGUGAUUUAUUUUUUUUAAAAGAUACUUGCCCCUCACAUCCUCUUUAAACCUACCCCCUCUCACCAUAAAUGCAUGCCCUCUAGUAUUUGACAUUUCCAAAAAUGGUGUUUAAAUAAAGACUCUGUCUACCCUGUCUAUGCCUCUCGUACUUCUGCCGGGUCUCCCUCAGCCUUUGCUCCAACGAAGAAAACCCAAGUUUGUCCAACCUCUCCUUAUAGCUAAUUCUCCCUAAUCCAGGCAGUUUCCUGGUGAACCUCUUCUGCACCCUCUCCAAAGCCUCCACAUAUAGUGACUAGAAAGAACUGAGUGAAGCAACAUGGUGGUAGUCAGCAUUGUUAGCAGCGACGUUCUAUGGAUUGUUUGCGGUGUAGAUUUCAGAGUUAACUGAUUUGUUCUCUUGAAAUGUUGGAUAUUUUAUAUUGUUCCCUGUAGGUAAGAACUUCCUGCACAGACUGUAGCCACCUCAAUUUCUGUCUCUGGGUCAUUGAGGAUGAUACUGCUUAGCCGUGCUGUACAUGAUAGUGUGUGGGUGAUGGUGUUGGGUGGGUGGGUAGGUUUGAUUCCACACUCUGGAAGUGGGGCCGACCACAACGCAACGGAGUCCAGCUGGAGUCUGAACUCCCCUGACUGUGCUGUUAGUGUCACAGGAUCCUGCUGGCCUGAGCCCUCAUCCACACUUGUCUCCCUUCAUUCUUCCCCCACCCCCUCCGGCACCACCACCAAUUGUUAGAAUUAUCCUAAACUGGAUUUGGCCAUGGUGGGUUUUUUUUCUAUCUUAAACUACAUAACUAUCUGUAAAUAUAACUCCAAAUCUUGGGAAUCAUGUGUGAAUAAAGACUUCUUCAUGAUCUUUUUAUAAGUGCAUCAUGUUGUGAUUUGUUAGCAUCUGGAACCUAAGUGAUGGAUUUUUAAACAUGUAAGUCUAGGUUUAAAAAAAAAUAAACAGGCAUUUUGUUCUUGGGAAGGUCAUAAUUUUAUAGAAUUGUCUUCUGGAGUUUCUGAAGAAGAGAACCUCAGUUUAUUUUCCCUAAUGUGUACUCAACCCCUUGGUUGUGCUCUCGUCCAUGACCUUGCACCUUCUCUGGUGCCUCAGCAUCCUGUAUAUAAAACAAAUACGAACACCAGGAUCCCCUGCAGUUGUCUGACUAAAUAAUUCAUGUUUAAUUACUUCACCCCUACAACCUUAACCUCGAUAUUUUCAGUGAUUUGUGUAGCUGUGGCUCCCCACCAACCCCAAUCCCUUGAUUCUCUGCCCUGUCUAGACAUUUGCCUUCUGACAUGGGCUUCUUGUCCUUCAGAGCCUAGUGUACCACUUCAGCAAAUGUACCUUGCACUUAAUGAUCCCUGGGUGAUGUAGAUCUUUUUGUCUUCAUUUCUCCAGAAGACAUUGAUUCAUGCUCUGCUUUGGAUUCAUACAUGGUAAGGACUUGUCCAAGUAAAUGAAUAGUAUAAAUUGAACUAUAGUAGGGAUGCUGUACAACCCUUGGAACAAGUAUAACCUCAAAUAAGGAAGGUUUAAUUGUAUGCAGUUCUCCACAUAUUGCCUCACCAAAGCUGUGUACAGUUACCUCACUCCAACCCCCCUUAUAAUAAAGUGCAAGUAGCUGUGCACAUUUGGUGGAAUAAGAAUUAACAGCAGCAGUUCAAUUAUCUAAUUCACUACGGCCCUUCUAGGAAGGAGCUCUUGCUUUUUUUUAAGCUCAUCUGGCUAUGUGGUUUUAGAUCCACCAGUGUCGAUUCUUGGGUGCUUUCUCAAAUGGGGGAAGUGAGUCGCUCUGUCCAGGGGACAGUAAAUGCUGGUGGCACUUCUAAAUGUGCCUCAAGAAUUAAAGAUCGGUUAACCCCUCGCAUAAGGCAGGAAAUCUGAUGAAGAUAUCUCCACACUUAACAGUAGUGUCAAAGCCACCUCAGCUGCUGCUGGUUUCACUCUGUUUGUGAGAUAGACCCAGCACAUUAUAGAACUAUCAGGCCAUCCUGUGUGACUGUUCUUUGAAAGAUCUACCCAAGUCAGACCUACAUGCCGGUUUUGAAAUGACAUUAACAAAUGAGGUUGCUGUUAAAUUUAUUUAGAAAAUACAUGCAUGCAAACUAGCCAAUGUCUCUGUAACUGGUGAUCAGAGGUGCAUUGUUUUCAAAGCUGCAAGCAAAUCUGUUUUAUUUUUUGAA